UAAGACGGACGUGUGCAAGUUGAUGCAUUUGGAAGUAUUAAGAAUGCUAUAAUGCAAGACCAGAAGAAAUUGCUGUUGUUAAUGGUUAAGAUAAAAAGGUCAAAAAGUAAUGUGGAGUGUUGAUGAACCAUUUAGAGCACGAAAGGCAGCUCGUAGAGGUUUGAGUAGGAGGAAACAACAGAAGAUGGGGCAGAAAUAUUAGGAGUUUUAGAUCGUGCUAUACCUCUUAGUCGUGUUCCGUUGAGAGAAAUGACUUCUUUAGGGGAGAAAUCUACCGACUCGUCACAUCAAAGUCAAAGUCUUUCAAAGGAGAGACAAGAUGAUUGGAUAACAGGCGAUGACGAUGAAGAAGCAUUAAUCUGGGCCGCUCAGCAAGAAGAAGAUAGAUUAGCUCGAGAGAAGAGAAAAGAGAUGGAAAAGAUGAAGAACUUAGUGGAGGAGUUGCCGCAGCUUUAGCAAAGUUACGUGAGAAACACUGAGAUAUUUGAGGA
Messenger RNA from Sclerotinia trifoliorum, 491 nucleotides. The record is from the annotation of a GenBank genome assembly. Lineage: Eukaryota; Fungi; Ascomycota; Leotiomycetes; Helotiales; Sclerotiniaceae.